Boeremia exigua is the source of this 1209-nucleotide messenger RNA. RefSeq lists its product as uncharacterized. The transcript is spliced from 2 exons. Bases 1 to 1209 code for a protein of 402 amino acids. Lineage: Eukaryota; Fungi; Ascomycota; Dothideomycetes; Pleosporales; Didymellaceae. Gene Ontology annotation, molecular function: oxidoreductase activity; FMN binding. The record is from RefSeq and is a predicted model, not a curated record.
AUGAUUUCCAACAACAUUACGUCUGUACCUGCACUCCUUAAGCCUUUCGAAUUCAGCUCCGGAUUGGCUCUUCGAAAUCGAAUUUGUAUGGGCUCGAUGACCCGCAAUCGCAAUACAGACUCCAACAAACCCACCUCUGCGGCCGUUGAGUAUUAUUCCGAUCGAGCACGGAAUGGCGCCGGCUUGAUCAUUGCAGAAGGAACCUUCGUUUCUCCCACCGGCUCCGAGUGGCUUAAUGCUCCAUUGAUGACUACACGCUCUCAUGCUCAGGCCUGGCAGGCGGUCGUUGACGCAGUCCAUCGUGAAAACGGGGCAAUAUUCUUCCAGCCCUGGCACGAAGGUCGCGCACAGAAUGAUCUUGCACCGAUGAUGAAAGAGACAGGUUAUCCGGUCCUGGCCCCCUCAUGUAUUCAAGCUAAAGCAGGGAAAUACCGGUUUCUGGACGGUGUACCAGGCCACACCGCCAACCUCACACCGAUGACAAACGAACAUAUCAAAGAGGUGGUGGAGCAGUACAGGUACUCAUGUGAAUUGGCGAAGGAAGCCGGGUUCGAUGGCGUAGAGAUCAUCGCGCAGGGCGGAUACCUUAUACACAAUUUCCUGUGUACGCGUUCGAAUGUCAGGACGGACACGUACGGCGGCAGCGCAGAGAAUCGAUGUCGCUUCCUGCUGGAGGUUGUCGAUGCGAUAGCAACAGUCUAUCCAGCCUCACACAUCGGCGUGAAGGUUGCGCCCUGCGACAAUGUCGCUGAUAUCGCAUGUUCGUACGCCGAACUGUCAGAAACCUAUACUUGCCUCACCAAAGGAUUAGUGGAGAGGGAAAUAGGGUUCAUCAACUUAUCACGACGAGGGUGUGCGACGGGAGAACCGAAUGACGACUUCUCGGACAGCACAGUCCGGCCUGACGGUAUGGAGCUGCCCGAAGGAUACGAGCCUUUGCAGGAGUUUGGACCGUUGGUCAAAUUUCCGGCAAGUAAGACGAAGCUGAUGGUCAACUAUGGGUAUACGGUGGAAGAAGCAGAGGAGCUGGUGAGGCAAGACAAAAUCGAUAUGAUCACGUUUGGCAGGCCAUUCAUCUGCAACCCGGACCUCGUUGAGCGCAUCAGGAAGAACGUUCCACUCGCAGAAAACGACAGGGGUGGACGAGUGAACUACGGGCCGUUCGGAGAUGUAAACGAGAACUACAACGACUGGCCGGCGGCUGUGUAG